GCAGCGAGCGAGCUGGACGGGAGGGAGACCGAGUGAGAAGCGAGCGAGGGAGCGGCAGGCGGGUGGACUCAGAGCAUGCCGAGCGGCGCCCCGGGCGGCCCCCGGGCUUGGACGAGGGCGCAGGCGAAGCGUGCAGGCGACCGGAGCGCAGAGCUGCGCGGGAGCCGUGGCCGGCGCAGGGACCUACUGCAGUGACUCGGAGUUCGCCGAGAGCCAGCGCCGGGCCAGGGAGCCCGCCCCGCCCGCCUCUCGGCCCGGACCGCCCGGCGGGGAGGCGCCCAUGCCGGACCGCGCAGCGCGGUGAGGGCGCGCGCGGGCGGGCGGGGGCGCAACCGGCACCAUGUCCAUGCUGCCUACCUUCGGCUUCACGCAGGAGCAAGUGGCGUGCGUGUGCGAGGUGCUGCAACAGGGCGGCAACAUCGAGCGGCUGGGCCGCUUUCUGUGGUCGCUGCCCGCCUGCGAGCACCUCCACAAGAAUGAAAGUGUGCUCAAGGCCAAGGCGGUGGUGGCCUUCCACCGCGGCAACUUCCGCGAGCUCUACAAGAUUCUGGAGAGCCACCAGUUCUCGCCGCACAACCACGCAAAGCUGCAGCAACUGUGGCUCAAAGCGCACUACAUCGAGGCAGAGAAGCUGCGCGGCCGACCCCUGGGUGCCGUGGGCAAGUACCGCGUGCGCCGCAAGUUUCCACUGCCGCGCUCCAUCUGGGACGGCGAGGAGACCAGCUACUGUUUCAAGGAAAAGAGUCGCAGUGUGCUGCGCGAGUGGUACGCACACAACCCCUACCCCUCACCCCGUGAGAAGCGAGAGCUGGCUGAGGCCACAGGUCUCACCACUACACAGGUCAGCAACUGGUUCAAGAACCGGCGACAGCGUGACCGAGCAGCCGAGGCCAAGGAAAGGGAGAACAGCGAGAACUCCAACUCCAACAGCCACAACCCGCUGGCGGCGUCGCUGAACGGCAGCGGCAAGUCGGUGCUAGGCAGCUCGGAGGACGAGAAGACGCCGUCGGGGACGCCAGACCACUCGUCGUCCAGUCCCGCGCUGCUGCUCAGCCCGCCACCGCCACCUGGGCUGCCGCCCCUGCACAGCUUGGGCCACCCUCCGGGCCCCAGCGCCGUGCCGGUGCCCGUGCCCGUGCCCGUGCCGGGUGGAGGCGGCGCGGACCCGCUGCAGCACCACCACGGCCUGCAGGACUCCAUUCUCAACCCCAUGUCAGCCAACCUCGUGGACCUGGGCUCCUAG
Messenger RNA from Molossus molossus (Pallas's mastiff bat), 1243 nucleotides. It is a transcript of the gene SIX2, whose product is annotated as SIX homeobox 2. The transcript is spliced from 2 exons. The coding region runs from base 341 to 1243 and encodes 300 amino acids. NCBI's taxonomy places the organism in Eukaryota, Metazoa, Chordata, Mammalia, Chiroptera, Molossidae. Gene Ontology annotation, biological process: regulation of transcription by RNA polymerase II; kidney development. The record is from RefSeq and is a predicted model, not a curated record. Gene Ontology annotation, molecular function: RNA polymerase II cis-regulatory region sequence-specific DNA binding; DNA-binding transcription factor activity, RNA polymerase II-specific. Gene Ontology annotation, cellular component: nucleus; transcription regulator complex.